AUGUUCAAGCCCCACGGCGAUUUCGAGAAAAUCCAAGCAUCUCGACCUGACUUCAACCAGGAAACACAGGUCACAUUUACGAAGUCUCCCAACCCACAAUGGAAGCAGGGUGAUGGUGCAAAUGACAAUGGUGAAAGUCUGAAGAAGAACCAUGUGGAAAUCGACCCCUACGAAGAAGGGCGACCCUCUACCUCCAACUACAAGCUUUUGAUCUCUGGCAUUGUCCCUCGACCAAUUGCGCUCAUCAGUACCGUAUCCAAGGAUGGCCAGUCAACCAACCUGGCGCCUUUCAGCUACGCGAACGUGAUCAACCAUGAUCCUCCACUUUUCGUCGUCGGAGUCGCCAAACCACUGGACCAGUUCAAAGAUUCGUUGAGAAACUUGGCGGAAACAGAGGAAUGUGUGAUAAACCUCAUCUCCGAGCACUUUGUCGAGGCGGCCAACGCAACGGCCAUCAAUGCGCCGUACGGCGUCUCCGAGUGGGAAAUAUCUGGUCUGACUCAGGCACCUUCUACCUCUGUCAAGCCAGCCCGUGUGAAGGAGUCGGUCAUGUCGAUCGAAGGCAAGCUUGUUGAAAUUAAAGAAUUCGAAAGCAGAGCAACCCCAGGCAAGAAGACAGGAGCCUUGGCUAUCAUUGAAGGAGUUCGCUUCUGGGUGAGAGAUGACGCCAUCAACGAGGAAAAGAAUCUAGUUGACUUGAAGGUGAUGAAACCGAUCAGUCGACUGGGAGGAAUCUCAUAUGGGCGCGUAACAGAUGCGAUGGAAAUCCCAAGGCCGAACUUCUAG
Messenger RNA from Aspergillus wentii DTO 134E9, 786 nucleotides. RefSeq names its product flavin reductase family protein. The coding region runs from base 1 to 786 and encodes 261 amino acids. Gene Ontology annotation, molecular function: FMN binding. Lineage: Eukaryota; Fungi; Ascomycota; Eurotiomycetes; Eurotiales; Aspergillaceae. The transcript has a single exon. The record is from RefSeq and is a predicted model, not a curated record.